Molecule: messenger RNA, 4103 nt
Organism: Tachysurus vachellii
Lineage: Eukaryota; Metazoa; Chordata; Actinopteri; Siluriformes; Bagridae
Gene: gga1
Product: golgi-associated, gamma adaptin ear containing, ARF binding protein 1
Exons: 17
Coding region: 91-2043 (650 amino acids)
Biological process (GO): vesicle-mediated transport; intracellular protein transport
Cellular component (GO): trans-Golgi network
Molecular function (GO): phosphatidylinositol binding; ubiquitin binding; small GTPase binding
Source: RefSeq, a predicted model, not a curated record
GAAGUAGUAAAUAAUCUCGCGAGAACCGUGUGCUACUUGGUGUUCAAUCUCGCGAGAGUUCGAGUGCAUUCGGAAAGGAAUCACCGAAAGAUGGCGGCUCCGCCUGAUGAGGGGAGUUUGGAGUCUCGCAUCAACAAAGCGACCAACCCUCUUAACAGAGAGACAGACUGGGACAGCAUUAAAGCUUUCUGUGAGCAGCUCAGCAAUGACCCUGAAGGUCCACAGCUGGCAACCAGGCUUUUGGCUCACAAGAUCCAGUCACCUCAGGAAUGGGAAGCCAUGCAGGCCCUCACGGUUCUGGAGACAUGUAUGAAGAACUGUGGGAAGAGGUUCCAUAAUGAAGUGGGGAAGUUCCGCUUUCUCAACGAGCUCAUCAAGGUGGUUUCUCCAAAAUAUCUGGGCUCUCGAGCUCCAGAACCCGUGAAGAAGAAAGUACUAGAAAUGAUGUACAGUUGGACAGUCGGGUUUCCCGAAGAGACCAAAAUAUCUGACGCCUAUCAGAUGCUGAAGAAACAAGGUAUUGUGAAACAGGACCCCGCUCUUCCAGAUGAUAAGCCCCUCCCUCCUCCACCUCCCAGACCCAAGAACGCCAUCUUUGAGGAUGAAGAGAAAUCAAAGAUGCUAUCACGCUUGCUCAACAGCACUCACCCGGAAGACCUGAGAGCAGCAAACAAACUUAUUAAGGAAAUGGUUCAGGAGGAUCAAAAGCGCAUGGAGAAGGUGUCAAAGAGAGUAAACGCUAUUCAGGAAGUAAAGGAGAGCGUCAAGCUGCUUACACAGCUACUAGCAGACUACAACAAAGACACUAGCUCGAACGACAACGAGGAGCUCAUUAAGGAUUUGUACCAACGCUGUGAGAAAAUGAGGCCCACCCUGUUCAGACUGGCCAGUGACACAGAAGACAAUGAUGAAGCUCUAGCGGAGAUCCUGCAGGCCAAUGACAGUCUGACGCAGGUGAUUAACCUCUAUAGGCAGCUUGUGAAGGGAGAGGAGGUGAAUGGAGACAGCAGCACUAUGCCAACACUUACGGGCAAACGCGCAGCCCUGUUGGACCUCACUGGACUGGACACAUCACCUUCAGCUCCCACUUUCCCAGAUUUCCCCUCUCAGCUCACACCAUCACAUGAGCUAGGCAUGAGUCUGCUGGAUGAUGAGCUCAUGUCUCUGGGGCUAACUGACAACACUCCUAGUUCUACUCUGGCUUCCUCCCAGUCUGGUGAUGCCUCUACAUGGAACUCAUUCCAAACUUCAGAUACUGUAGACACACUCGUCCCCCCAGUACCAGCUGCCAUGCUAUUGCCAUCAGUUACUCCUACCCCAGCCCCUGUUAGUGCCCCCACUGCCACGGUUAAGGCCCUAGAUGAUCUGGACAUGUUGGGGAAGACCCUGCUACAGCAGUCUCUGCCCCCUGAGAGCCUGCAGGUCAAAUGGGACAAACUUCAGCCUCAGUCCAAGCCCACCCUGCGUGAUCUUCAGAGCAAGUCGAAUACAAACCCAAGUUCUAUCCUAGUAUAUUCCUCUGAGCCUGGUAAUCUCCUGAACUCGCAGCACAACAGCGAGGCUCCUGCAUUGAGCAUCGGCCCUGCUUCCACUCCUCAGGAUGAGAUCUCUCUGGUUAAUGUCACUGUCCCCCUGGAAUCCAUUAAGCCUAGUAGCAUGUUGCCUGUGACUAUCUUCGACAAACACAGCUUGCGUGUCCUGUUGCACUUUGCGCGUGAGAGUCCUCCGUCUCGGCCCGACGUUCUGGUGGUCAUCCUCUCUAUGCUGUCGUCCGCUCCCAUACCCAUCACAAACGUCCGCUUCCAGGCUGCUGUUCCCAAGACAAUGAGGGUGAAACUGCAGCCACCGUCUGGAACGGACCUGCCAGCAUUCAACCCCAUUCUCCCGCCCGCUGCGAUCACACAAGUGUUGCUGCUGGCCAACCCUCAAAAGGAAAAGGUCCGGUUGCGAUACAAGCUAACAUUCGAUUUAGCUGACGAGUCCCAUGAUGAGAGCGGAGACAUUGAACAGUUCCCACCUCCAGACUCCUGGGGGAACCUUUAGGUGGACACACUGACUUCCUGCUGCUUUAUCCCUCUGCUUCCUGUUGGUCUUGCCCAGUGGGAACAGCUCUUGCAAAUCCAUGGUUCAUUUCUGAUCCAAAGAAAAUUGAGUCCCUCCUCACUUUCCCGAGAAUUUGAGACAGUUUAACUUAAAAAGCUAAAACCAAGGAAGUCAUUUGAAUAGAAGCAUGUGUGAACGAGAACUGAGAGGUAGAGCUUAGGUGAAGUGACGGAGGGUCUCAUUUUUUCAAACUGGAGUCAGACUUAAGUCAGAAGGAUCCGCCUUGGAACCCAAUGCUGUCCUUUUCAUGUCGCUUUCCUUCUGUCUCAUCGUCUUUGAUUCAAACCGUUUUAAUCUUCACCGUAACCCUCAUCUUCUGCUGCCUCUCUGGCUUUGUCCUGUUUUGUGAACCUGUUGAUGCAAUACCGGCCUUCCCGAUAAGGGAGGUGUGUAUACGUGCUCGUCACUCAUAAAUACUCCAUCGUGCUUUCUGUAGUAGAGAGAACUAUGUGCACGUGAACGUAUUUUAUGAUUCACGGAGCAGAUCUUUGUGAGUUUGAGUAACGGAACGGUAAAGUGGGUUUUGUUUUUAAGCUGUGAUGUGUCUCUAGGAUGGAUGUCCAAUCUCGCCCUCUUUGCCUAUGGUCUGAUGAGCACCCUUUGUCACAACUAGAGUUAGGAUGAGAGCUACAUUUGAUUUCUCUUUACAUAUCGGUGGUGAUUAUGGUUACUUUUUUUUUUUAAACCAAAGUUGCACAUCAAUUUGUCAGACUAGAUCAUUUGAUGUCUGUCCAAAUCUGAUAGGAAGGAGGGGAAAUAUUUGCACAUUUUAACCCAUUUACUCAAAACUUGAGGAUGUGGCAGUUUUGGGACAGUCAGUAAUCUUUUAAACCAUUUCAGGAAGUUAAACUGUUCAUAUAUCGAAGCCCGAAAUCUGAAUCGUUUUAUUUGCUCAGAGGUGGGACACUUUGUGGGUGAAGAGUUUGUAACAUCAACAUCUUGGUCAACACAAGUGCCUCGGGUUUCUACCUGAUGGCAAAUCAACAACUCCUUCAGGAUGUUAUCCCUUAAUGAACAGUUGAAUAACGGCACUGGGUUACACUAAAACAGACAUCUGUGAAAGCACGGGUUAGGGUAAGACCUUGUUAAUAGAGUGUAACGGUCGUGUAAUUCGAAGAUAACCCAUAAUGCUUUCAGUCAUCAACGAGUUUUGAGCAAAUCUGUUUUUUGACCCGCUUCUCAAUACGAGAAAAUGUACGAAGGUGUUUUGAGGUAAUCCGCACACACUACAGAUGCAGUUGAUACAUUGGCUUAUAAAGGAUUAAAAUAUUUGCCCUCCUUGAUGAACCAGUGCUCUAACCCUCUGUUUUGCCCUUUUCAGACAUUAAUGCUGACAUCUUGUUUAAAUUGACCGUAUGUGCCUAAUCUAAUGUUUUACCUUCAUCAUGUACGUCUCAUUUCCUGAAUGCUGAUCUGUACAUACAUAUAUUUGCAUUUCUGUUUUGUAUGUGUUUGUUUUGGUUCAGGAAUUUUGCAGUUGCUAUUAACACUUUUGUGUAGGUUUUGUUUUCCCCCCACCUUUCCAUUUUUUUCCUGACAAAAUGAUUUGAAAUCUUGACAGUUUUACAUGGCAUUGAUGACACAACCAUCUAUUUAUUUUGUCUUUGUACCUAUUUUAAGUGAAAUACUCCAACCUAAAACAGUGUUUCCCCCCAAAUACAGCACAUAGUGACGAAGUUAUCGUGCCUCUGAUAAGAUGAAACGAUGGGAAUCAUGAAAAAAAAAAAAUAUUUGUCUGGCGGUCAAAAGGCAGAAGAAAUUCUGCAAAUAUAACGUCAUGUUGCAGCCACCCGAUCAUGCUCCAGGCUACAUCUCCUGAAGUCAUACUCACCACCCUGAUUUCCUCCCGAGUCUGACUGUAAAUAGUAUACGUAUUGCAAUUAUGUACAUUUGCCAAAAUUGAAAAACUACAAAGAACAAAUAAGUAUGGAAGAGUAUGGAGUAGUGCAAAUAUGUAUUUAAGGGAAAUAAAGUUAUUCUUUUUCUUGGGGGUUUAAAAA